CAAUCCAUCUCUUCUUAUCUCUGCGCGCACACUCCUCUCCCGUCCCCCAUGGCUUCUCUUCCGGACCACCGCUUCAGACCAAAAACCAGCGCUCCUCUCCGCUUCCCCGCUCGCGCUCUCGCCAAUGCUCUGCCCCUCCAAAUCGCGACCUCCAAUUUCAAAUCCUUCGCUCGGAUUCCACCCCUUUCGUCUCCAGACCGCCUCUCCAUGCAGCUGUCCACCCUAAAGAUCCGACCUUUCUUCCCCGUCCGCGCUUCAACGCACAAGACUUCGCCUCCGUUCACAUCUCCACCUGCUUCUCGUUCGAGCAAAAAGCUGACAUCUUUCGUCGAUCUCCAAGUCGCUUCUUCCACUCUCGCAUUAAUUUCUUCAAUUUCUUUCGCCUUUCCUACCCUCGCAGCUGAAGCGGAUCAGGUUUCGCAGAAGAUUAACAUCGAGCAGAUUCUUGUGUCCAUUGACGAUUUCUUCAACAGGAAUCCAUUUUUUGUCUCCGGCGUCACCGUCAUUUGGCUUGUUGUGAUACCUCUGACGCAGGAGUAUCUGAAGAAAUACAAGUUUAUUAGCGCAAUCGAUGCCUUUCGGAAAUUGAGAGACUUGCCCAAUGCCCAGCUGCUGGAUGUUAGGAAGACGAGGAGUGUCAAGUAUAUGGCUUCCCCCAAUUUGAAGAUUUUGAAUAAGAGUGCGGUUUGGGUGGAGUAUUCGGAAGAGAACGAAGAGGGCUUUGUAAAGGAGGUUCUUCAAAAUUUUGCAGAUCCUCAGAACACUGUCGUUUGUGUUCUUGACAACUUUGAUGUUGAUUCUCUUAAAUUGGCGGAGCUACUUUACAAGAAUGGUUUCAAAGAGGCAUAUGCAAUUAAAGGUGGACUCAGAGGAAAGAAUGGAUGGCAGGAAACUCAAGAAACAUUUCUUCCACCAUCUGUACAUGUUCAUCCUAGAAAGAAGCGCAAAGAAUCAAGAACACAGAUAGAGGUGAAUGGCUCAACUCAAGCUUCCAUUAGGGAUAACCAGGAGGGCUUGAAUUCCAACAAUGCUGCUGUAACUAAGAUCCAUCGUUCAAAACCACUAUCACCCUACCCAAAUUACCCCGAACUGAAACCGCCUUCUUCUCUGUCCCCGACAAAGCCUCCAAGUUGAUGCUGUGGUUUUGCUGUACAAAACUAAGCUUUCACAAGCCUUCUUGUAUGUAACUAAGUUUUCACAAGCUCUGAAACUGAUAGAGUGUAUUCAGUCUUUCUGAUCUUAUUCUACUUUAACCUUGAGCAAUGAAAGAAUUUGAGUUUUGAGUUA
Messenger RNA from Zingiber officinale, 1287 nucleotides. RefSeq names its product rhodanese-like domain-containing protein 4A, chloroplastic. The transcript has 4 exons. The record is from RefSeq and is a predicted model, not a curated record. The coding region runs from base 49 to 1134 and encodes 361 amino acids. NCBI's taxonomy places the organism in Eukaryota, Viridiplantae, Streptophyta, Magnoliopsida, Zingiberales, Zingiberaceae.